GCUUGAGGGAACAUUGUCCCAGGCGUCGCCCGCUGAGCAGCCUGUCCUGGUGGUGUCCACCCCGGUGCCCUGCCCCGCGUCCAGCCAUGACCCUGCGCCCCUCAAGACCGCUGCUCCAGCUGCUGCUGCUGCUGCUCAGUGGGGUGCUGUGCCGGGCGGAGCCUGGGGUCGAAACGGAAAGUCCCAUCGAGAGCCUCCAAGUGCAGACCCUGGUGGAGCCCCCGGAGCCGUGCGAGGAGCCCGCGGCGUAUGGCGACACGCUUCACAUCCACUACACGGGCAGCUUGGUAGAUGGACGCAUCAUUGACACUUCCCUGACCCGAGACCCUUUGGUGAUUGAACUUGGCCAAAAGCAGGUGAUCCCAGGACUGGAGCAGAGCCUUCUAGAUAUGUGUGUGGGAGAGAAGCGGAGGGCAAUCAUUCCUUCUCACUUAGCCUAUGGAAAGCGGGGAUUUCCACCUUCUAUCCCAGCGGAUGCAGUGCUGAAGUUUGACGUGGAGCUAAUUGCACUGGUCCGAGCCAACUACUGGCAAAAGCUGGUGAAGGGCAUUGUACCUCUGGUAGGCAUUGCCCUGGUGCCAGCCCUGCUGGGCCUCAUUGGCUACCACCUGUACAAAAAGGCCAGCAGUCCCAAAGUCUCCAAAAAGAAGCUCAAGGAAGAGAAACGAAACAAGAGCAAAAAGAAAUAAUAAACGAUGAACGUGAAAAACA
Messenger RNA from Echinops telfairi (small Madagascar hedgehog), 711 nucleotides. It is a transcript of the gene FKBP11, whose product is annotated as FKBP prolyl isomerase 11. The record is from RefSeq and is a predicted model, not a curated record. Gene Ontology annotation, biological process: protein peptidyl-prolyl isomerization. The coding region runs from base 87 to 689 and encodes 200 amino acids. Gene Ontology annotation, molecular function: peptidyl-prolyl cis-trans isomerase activity. The transcript has 6 exons. Lineage: Eukaryota; Metazoa; Chordata; Mammalia; Afrosoricida; Tenrecidae.